AUGCAAAGUUCCAAACUUUUAUUUGGUGAAACCAGAUCCUAUUCAAGUAAAUGGUUACUUCAAUACGAUCAGGUUUCCCCAAAUCGUAUAGAUAAAGUACUUCAUAGUAAUAGUUUAGGUGUUAGAGAUAGUAUUGGUAGUAGUAGUAGUUCAAGUGGAUCAACAAUUUUAAAUAAAAUCACCAGUUAA
Molecule: messenger RNA, 189 nt
Organism: Dictyostelium discoideum AX4
Lineage: Eukaryota; Evosea; Eumycetozoa; Dictyosteliales; Dictyosteliaceae
Exons: 2
Coding region: 1-189 (62 amino acids)
Source: RefSeq, a predicted model, not a curated record